Molecule: messenger RNA, 1662 nt
Organism: Coffea arabica (coffee)
Lineage: Eukaryota; Viridiplantae; Streptophyta; Magnoliopsida; Gentianales; Rubiaceae
Source: RefSeq, a predicted model, not a curated record
UGCCAAAUUUUUCCUUUAGGAAUGCAACUAAUGCUACUCCCUUAGCAGGGCCCGGUCCAACUGUUCGAGGACUCCUAAAUUUUUAACUUUUGUCAACUAACGAGGUCCCCCCAAAGAAAAUUGAGAAGAAAAGAAAAAAAAGACGAGACUUUUGGCACUUGGAGUUGGGGAGACUUGGCUGCUUCAUCCUUCGUUGACCACAAGUUCUCAUCGCCGGCUUUCUUCUAGCAAUCGUGAUGCCGAUCAUCAAAGGCCGUUCCUCCUCUGCUGCUGGAUUGACUUUGAUAGAGGAAAACAUGGCUGAUGAUGAAAUUGUUAGUCUGCUGAAGGAGGUGGACGAGUUAACUACUAUCUUACGCAAAAUACUGAAUAUCAAGAUAUUGCAAGCCAAGUUUUUUAUUGAAAAAGUUGGUGAGGUCAUCAGAGUAUUGGAAAUGGAAGGACCCCCAACUUUGCCGGUCCAAUUAGUUGAAGACAUUGCACCUCUUGCACUGCCUAUAGGAGAUUUUGCUCGGAGAACUGGGCUACUAAUUACUUCACCGUCAUAUAAUGAUUAUAGGAAGAAUAUUCGUCACGGCUGGGAACGAAUGCUGUCAAGAGAAGUGCCAGAAUUAGUAGAACAGAUUGGUUUAAAUGAGAAUAAGCUGGAGAAAUUUCUUGAUGAAUCUGACUUCUACAACUCCUGGGAAGAUUUACGCCAUAAUUCAGCCUUACUACCUUGUCGUGGGGCGGUGAGGAAUCUGCUUCAGUCUUGUCGAGAACUCAAAGACGCCAUGAACUUUUUCCGUGAAGCGGGUACUGAAUCAGCUUUUCUCUGUCAACAUCUAAAGUUCUUGGUGAGCUUUGCUCAGCUGUGCGAGCAUUCCAAUGAAUGGCGAUGUCGCCAAUUUGUGAAAGGCAUCAGGGAUGUUGCUAACAAAGCUCUUGAGGCGCUGGAAUGUGCAGAUAAAUAUAGUCUUAGAUUAGAGAUGCGGGAAUUUGAAAUAGGUGAGAUAUGGAGAUUUGGAUCAUGUGAAUUUGCUAUAGCUGAAAGGGAACAUUGUAUUGAGAAGGCGGUCAAGGAGUUUUUUGAUGGGAAAAAUGGCAAGCGAUUGGUUUUGUUGGAGACUUUAGGAGUGCUUCAUUCCUUCACGGAAGAGAUUAUUGAUACUACUCGUGGGAAACUUGGCAGCGAAGAUCCUCAAUCGCAUAACGCUUCAUUUGGAAGAAAUGGUUUUCCUUCACUGUCUCUGAUUCGUGAGAAGUUUGCUAGAGAAGAUCUUCCUUCACUGCCUAUCACGUAUUAUCUACGCGCUUUUCCUUUAAUUGAAGCAAGAAAAAGAAGAAGAGUUAAUAGUAGUGUUAUGUCUGGUAUCAGACGGCCUAACAAACAGGAUAAUUAUCUCCGUGCUUUUCGUGGAAAAAGAAGAAGUGUUAUUAGUGUUAAGUCUGCUACUAGAUUAGGGUUGCAAAUGAGUCGAAUUAAGUCGAGAGCUGACCUAAUCGAGUUAAAUCUCGACUUAGUUUUAUCAAGGUCGAACUCUAACUUAAUAUCGACGAGCUGCAAAUCUAAAACUCAAACUCGAGCUCUCGAGCUCAAGCUCAAGCACGUGCUCGAGCUUCAACAGUUGCAGCUCGAGCACAAGUUGUUGGAGCUCGAGCAUGAGUAGCUGAAUCUAGAGU